AGCCGCGUUGUACAUUAAAAGUUCGUUGGGGUAGUUGCACCCCCUCUCCUUCUACACCCCAUUCCCCUCUUUAAAUUCUCCCCCACCUCAAACCUCCGCCACCAACACAUUCCUUAGCUUUCUCUAAUCUCUCUCGUUUCACAUAGGUUCUUUGUUUUUCCCCAUCAAUCAGAAAUCCACCCAGAAACUGUCUUUUCUUGAUAUUUUCUUGAAGCCAUGGGGGAUAACGCCGGCGGGAGAGUUGCGGUGGAGGAGAGGCGGAGCAGCCAUAAUAAUCUCCCAAACUUUCUCCUCUCAGUGAGGCUCAAGUAUGUGAAGCUUGGGUACCAUUAUUUGAUUAGCCACGCCAUGUAUUUGGUCUUGGUGCCGGUGCUCGGGGCGGUUUCGGCUCACCUCACCACUCUCACCGUCGACGAUUUGGUCCAAUUAUGGCAGCAACUCAAGUUCAACCUCGUCACGGUGGUCCUCUGUUCUGCUCUUUUAGUUUUCCUGGGAACACUCUACUUCAUGACACGGCCCAGAAAGGUUUACUUGGUGGAUUUCGCGUGUUACAAGCCUCCACCGGAGGUUAUGUGCCCGAAGGAGAUCUUCAUGGAUAGAUCCAAGAAAGCCAACAUUUUUACGGAGGAGAAUCUGGGGUUUCAGAAGAGGAUACUGGAGAGGUCUGGGCUGGGGGAGAAGACUUAUUUCCCAGAAGCCCUUUUGCGACAGCCGCCCAAUCCUUGCAUGGCGGAGGCUAGGAAGGAGGCUGAGAUGGUGAUGUUUGGCGCCAUUGAUGACCUGCUGGCGAAAACUGGUGUGAAGGCUAAGGAUAUUGGGAUUCUUGUGGUGAAUUGCAGUCUCUUUAACCCGACCCCUUCUCUUUCCGCCAUGAUUGUUAACCAUUACAAGCUUAGGGGGAACAUUCAAAGCUAUAACCUUGGUGGCAUGGGGUGCAGUGCUGGGCUCAUUUCAAUUGACCUUGCCAAACAACUCUUGCAGGUGCAACCAAACUCCUAUGCCCUAGUAGUGAGCAUGGAAAACAUAACACUCAACUGGUACUUCGGCAACAACCGAUCAAUGCUGGUGUCCAACUGCAUCUUCCGAAUGGGCGGCGCCGCCAUCCUCCUCUCCAACCGCUCCUCCGACCGCCGCCGCUCAAAGUACCAGCUCAUCCACACCGUCCGCACCCACAAGGGCGCCGACGACCGGAGCUACUCCUGCGUCUUCCAAGAAGAGGACGAAAAACGCGAGAUCGGCGUCGCCCUCUCCAAAGACCUCAUGGCCGUCGCCGGCGAGGCCUUAAAGACAAACAUCACCACCCUCGGACCCCUCGUCCUCCCCAUGUCCGAACAGCUCCUCUUCUUCGCCACCCUCGUCGCCCGGAAAGUCUUCAAGAUGAAGAUCAAGCCCUACAUCCCAGACUUCAAGCUGGCGUUCGAGCAUUUCUGCAUCCACGCCGGCGGGCGAGCGGUGCUGGACGAGUUAGAGAAGAAUCUUGAACUCAGUCAAUGGCACAUGGAGCCUUCCAGAAUGACGCUUUACCGAUUCGGAAACACCUCCAGCAGUUCUUUGUGGUACGAAUUGGCUUAUUCCGAGGCUAAGGGGAGGAUCAGAAAGGGAGAUCGGACUUGGCAGAUAGCGUUUGGGUCUGGGUUUAAAUGUAACAGUGCGGUUUGGCGUGCCUUGAAGACCAUCGAUCCUGCCAAGCUCAAGAACCCAUGGAUGGACGAGAUUCACGAUUUCCCAGUUGAGGUUCCUAGAGUUGCCUCCAUCAACGCUUGAUGAUUCUUUAAAAAAAAAAACAUUUAUUAGAAUACCCAAAAACAUGUGUUUAAAUUCUUGAUUACUUCUUCCGAUUCCAAGGUUGUCUUUUCUUUUUCAUUUUGUUAUACUUGAUGUAAAGGAGAAACUUUUGGUGAUUGAAAACCACGUUACAGUGGAAGGCAAUACUCCAAAAAUAUAUCCGGCCAUCAUUCUCUUGAGUCAUCAAUGGCGUUAGUAGUGUAUGUAAGCAUCCUCCAAAUUCUUGUAAUUAUUACAAAUAAAUUGAUUUAUAAUUACCUCUUC
Ipomoea nil (Japanese morning glory) is the source of this 2049-nucleotide messenger RNA. Its product is annotated as 3-ketoacyl-CoA synthase 20-like. Gene Ontology annotation, biological process: fatty acid biosynthetic process. The coding region runs from base 217 to 1764 and encodes 515 amino acids. Gene Ontology annotation, molecular function: acyltransferase activity, transferring groups other than amino-acyl groups. Gene Ontology annotation, cellular component: membrane. Lineage: Eukaryota; Viridiplantae; Streptophyta; Magnoliopsida; Solanales; Convolvulaceae. The transcript is spliced from 2 exons. The record is from RefSeq and is a predicted model, not a curated record.